Phodopus roborovskii (desert hamster) is the source of this 3368-nucleotide messenger RNA. RefSeq names its product xenotropic and polytropic retrovirus receptor 1 (gene Xpr1). Bases 158 to 2248 code for a protein of 696 amino acids. NCBI's taxonomy places the organism in Eukaryota, Metazoa, Chordata, Mammalia, Rodentia, Cricetidae. Gene Ontology annotation, cellular component: cytoplasm; Golgi apparatus; plasma membrane. The transcript has 15 exons. Gene Ontology annotation, biological process: phosphate ion transport; cellular response to phosphate starvation. Gene Ontology annotation, molecular function: inositol hexakisphosphate binding. The record is from RefSeq and is a predicted model, not a curated record.
GGAGGGCGGCUCUGAGGAGACCUCGGCGGCGGCGGAGGAGGAGAGAAGCGCAGCUCCGCGCAGCGCCGGGGCCCAUGUGGGGAGGAGUCGGAGUCGCUGUUGCCGCCGCCGCCUGUAGCUGUCGGAGCCUGGUGGGAGUGAGGGGGAACACGGCAGGAUGAAGUUCGCCGAGCACCUCUCUGCGCACAUCACUCCCGAGUGGAGGAAGCAGUACAUCCAGUAUGAGGCAUUCAAGGAUAUGCUCUAUUCAGCUCAGGACCAGGCACCGUCUGUCGAAGUUACAGAUGAGGAUACAGUUAAGAGAUAUUUUGCCAAGUUUGAAGAAAAGUUUUUCCAAACCUGUGAAAAGGAACUUGCCAAAAUCAACACAUUUUAUUCAGAGAAGCUGGCAGAGGCUCAGCGCAGGUUUGCUACACUUCAGAGUGAGCUUCAGUCAUCACUGGAUGCACAGAAAGAGAGCAUCGGCGUCACUACUUUGCGACAGCGCAGAAAGCCAGUCUUCCACCUGUCCCACGAGGAGCGUGUCCAGCACAGGAACAUUAAAGACCUUAAGCUGGCCUUCAGCGAGUUCUACCUCAGCCUCAUUCUGCUGCAGAACUAUCAGAAUCUGAACUUUACAGGGUUUCGAAAAAUCCUUAAAAAGCAUGACAAAAUCCUGGAAACAUCUCGUGGAGCAGAUUGGCGAGUAGCUCAUGUAGAGGUAGCCCCAUUUUAUACAUGCAAGAAAAUCAACCAGCUCAUUUCUGAGACUGAGGCUGUAGUGACCAAUGAACUUGAAGAUGGUGACAGACAAAAGGCUAUGAAGCGAUUACGUGUCCCUCCUUUGGGAGCUGCUCAGCCUGCACCAGCAUGGACUACUUUUAGAGUUGGCCUAUUUUGUGGAAUAUUCAUUGUGUUGAAUAUUACCCUUGUGCUUGCAGCUGUAUUUAAACUUGAAACAGAUAGAACUGUAUGGCCCUUGAUAAGAAUCUAUCGGGGUGGCUUUCUUCUGAUUGAAUUCCUUUUUCUACUGGGCAUCAACACGUAUGGUUGGAGACAGGCUGGAGUAAAUCAUGUCCUCAUCUUUGAACUUAAUCCAAGAAACAAUUUAUCUCAUCAGCAUCUCUUUGAGAUUGCUGGAUUCCUGGGGAUAUUAUGGUGCCUGAGCCUUCUGGCAUGCUUUUUCGCUCCAAUUAGUAUCAUCCCUAUAUAUGUGUACCCACUUGCCCUUUAUGGAUUUAUGGUCUUCUUUCUUAUCAACCCCACCAAAACUUUCUACUAUAAAUCCAGAUUUUGGCUGCUUAAACUUCUGUUUCGAGUAUUUACAGCUCCCUUCCAUAAGGUAGGCUUUGCUGAUUUCUGGCUGGCCGAUCAGCUGAACAGCCUGUCAGUGAUACUCAUGGACCUGGAAUAUAUGAUCUGCUUCUACAGUUUUGAGCUCAAAUGGGAUGAGAGUAAGGGCCUGUUGCCAACUGAUCUAAAAGAACCAGAAUUUUGCCACAGAUAUACAUAUGGUGUACGAGCCAUUGUUCAGUGCAUUCCUGCUUGGCUUCGCUUCAUCCAGUGCCUGCGCCGGUAUCGUGACACAAAAAGGGCCUUUCCUCAUUUAGUAAAUGCUGGCAAAUACUCCACCACUUUCUUCACCGUGACCUUUGCAGCCCUUUACAGCACUCACAAAGAGCGACAGCACUCAGAUACCAUGGUGUUCCUUUACCUGUGGGUAGUCUUUUGUGUCAUCAGUUCCUGCUAUACCCUCAUCUGGGAUCUCAAGAUGGACUGGGGUCUCUUCGAUAAGAAUGCAGGGGAAAACACUUUCCUCCGGGAAGAAAUUGUAUACCCCCAAAAGGCCUACUACUACUGUGCCAUCAUAGAAGAUGUGAUACUGCGCUUUGCUUGGACUAUCCAAAUCUCUAUUACUGCUACAACUUUUCAACCUCAUGUUGGGGACAUCAUUGCUACUGUCUUUGCUCCCCUUGAGGUUUUCCGGCGAUUUGUAUGGAACUUCUUCCGCCUGGAGAAUGAGCAUCUAAAUAACUGUGGUGAAUUCCGUGCCGUGCGGGACAUCUCUGUAGCCCCACUGAAUGCAGAUGAUCAGACACUCCUUGAGCAGAUGAUGGACCAGGAUGAUGGGGUGCGAAACCGUCAGAAGAACCGGUCAUGGAAGUACAACCAGAGCAUAUCCCUGCGUCGGCCUCGCCUCGCAUCCCAAUCCAAGGCUCGAGACACUAAGGUAUUGAUAGAAGACACAGAUGAUGAAGUUAACACUUGAAUUCUCUGGAGUCUAGAUUAACAUCCUUGGUUUCCUACUCUACAAUUCUUCCCUUGACCAACGCAACCUCCAGCACCUUUUUCCAGCUGAGAACAGGAGAAAACAGAACACGUUCCCGGGCUCUUCAGAUCGGGUCCUAUGGACUCCGAGCAAGCUCACUGUGUUUCUUUUCUUUUCUUCUGGUUUAAUCUUCAUUUUCUAUUUUUAAAACAAAUACUUCAUUUUGCCAAUCAGAGGAUGUUUUAAGGAACAAAAACCUAAUAUCUUAUGGAUUGUUUACAAUCACAAAGACACAGAUGCCCAUCCGGAUGAAGAACAGGCAUUGGAAGGAGGCCUCUGAUGGACGGCAUGGACGUAACUCAGCCUACACCUGGCCCGGUUUUGACUGUUUGAAACCGGACCCUGGUUUUUAAAUUUUCUGUCAGUUUCUGUGGAGAGUUUUCCCUCCCUUCCUAGCCAGCAUAGAGGCCCUGGCAGCACUUGCAGGGAAAGUGCAGCUUGGAGCAGCAGCCCCCUCCACGAAGCUACUUUUUAAUUUGACGUCGUGGGUUUUCUCAUUUGGGGAGGGUUUGGGGUGGGUGGGGAAUAUGAUGUAUUUGUUACAUUUGGUCUUCUCAUUAUUUAUGAAACUUAACCAUAGAUGAAUGAUACUACUCCUGUGAAGGGAGGCAGGAGAAACUAAGGGUAGAUGACAUUUGGGGGGGUCAAGCCCACAUACCUCUUUCAGGAAACAACUUGUACCAGUUUGACUUUUACUCUUUCCUUUUAACUUUAAGCCAAAAGUUUUAUUGCUAAAUUUUUAGUUACUACUCUGGAGCCCCAAAUGUUACUGUCAUGACCUGGCACCCCACUUGCUUCCCACUAGUAGACAUUCAGAAGAAAGGUUCUAAUAGUUGUGUCUUCAGGAACAGGUGCAGGAUACAUCUGCCCAUAUUCCAGUCUGCAAUGAAAUUCUACUGUGUGCUUCUGCGUGUGGGAGAAUUGUAGUCUAAGUUUACUGACUGGAUGGAAAGACCGGCCCAUUUCAGACUCUUCACAGCUCUAUUGAUUAUUUCCCCUUCUGGUGUCAUCUACUUUAGCCAGAAUUUGAUCAAAUUAAAAGUCUUUUGUGGCGAGUGUA